UCGUGUGUGUAGUAGUAGACUACUACUGACGUUCCUCCAGGGUAUUGACAUUCACAACAGCAUCUAGACACAGAGUGAAGUCGGUGUUCAACGCAGCAGCGUACAUUCUCUUGGGCCAGGAAUCUCUCAAGCAUCACAGACGUUCUACAAACUAGGAUCAGUAGAGAAAGGCUGUGCUGGGCACCGGGAACCUUGAUCUCUGUGAGUGAGUGAGUGAGUGAGUGAGUGGUGACGGGGCAGCUAUGGCUGUGAGCUUCAUGUCUAGAGUGGAGGAGCUGCUGGCCUCAAGCAGCCAGGUUGUUUGGAACUUGGCGGAGCAGACCCUCAGAAGGUGGUCCUCUCAGGGGCUCAUGCCAGCCCGCCGCUUCCUACAGACAUGGUGGCAGCUCGGGGACUUCUAUCAGAUGACGGAGGGCCGGAUAUGCCAGGUGCACCUCCUGGACGACAGGAAGCUGGAGCUGCUGGUCCAGCCAAAGCUCUUGUCCCGGGAUCUGUUAGAUUUGGUGUCCUCACACUUUAACCUGAAGGAGAAGGAGUAUUUUGGGCUAUUCUUCAUCGAUGACACUGGUCAGAGUAACUGGCUCCAGCUGGAUCGCAGGGUCCUGGAUCAUGACUUCACUAAAAAGACUGGUCCAAUGGAGCUCAAAUUCCUGGUCAGGUUUUAUAUUGAGAAGAUAACAUUCUUGAAAGAGAAUACAACAGUAGAGCUGUUUUUCCUAAAUGCCAAAUCGUCAGUCUUUAAUGAGAUCAUCGAAGUGGAGAGUGAAAACGUUUUCAAAUUAGCUGCUUACGCCUUGCAGGAGGCCAAAGGAGACUACACAAAUGUUGAAAGCUCCAGAUCGGACCUGAAUAAGCUACCAGUUCUACCCACCAGAGUCCUGAGAGAGCACCCCUCCCUGGCUUACUGUGAAGACCGAGUGAUUGAGUGCCACGAGAACCUGAAGGGCCUCAGCAGAGGGCAAGCCAUUGUGCAGUAUUUGGCCUUAGUUGAGUCCCUCCCUACAUAUGGAGUCCAUUAUUAUCCAGUAAAGGACAAGCAGGGCCUACCGUGGUGGCUGGGAGUCAGCUAUAAAGGCAUCGGACAGUACGAUUUACAGGACAAGUUGAAACCUCGGAAGUUGUUUCAGUGGAAGCAGCUCGAUAAUUUGUAUUUCCGUGAGAAGAAAUUUGCAGUUGAGGUGAACGACCCUCACAGAAGGACAGUGUCCAGGCGUACAUUCGGGCAGACCGGAUCGGUCAUCCACUCGUGGUAUGCCAGCCACUCUCUGAUUAAAACCAUCUGGGUGAUGGCCAUCAGUCAGCACCGGUUCUAUUUGGACAGGAAGCAGAGCAAAUCCAAAGUUGCCACAGCGAGAAGUUUGAAUGAUAUCACCAUGGACCUGACCGAGAUCAGAGCGCCCAGGAUCAGUAAGCUGUCCAGCUUAGAGAGUAAAGACCAGCUCAUCAUGGCCAGCAACGGAUCCCUCAUCUCAGCAGGAUCAGCAGACUCUGAGGUGAGCGAGGAACAGAAGAAGAAGGUUGCUGACCUGAAGAAGAAACGGCAGGAUCUGCAGGACUCUCUGACUCAGAAACUGGAGGAGCUCAAGAAGAUCUGCCUGCGAGAAGCUGAGCUGACAGGCAGUCUGCCUAAAGAGUACCCUCUAGCCUCGGGCGAGAAGCCCCCCGUGGUCCGUCGGCGCAUGGGGACAGCCUUCAAACUGGACGACCUCUUCCCCUAUGACGCGGAUCCCCACCUGAGGAACCUGGAGAGCAGGUUUGCCCUGCAGCAGAAGAUCGUGGAGGCGGCGAUGAAACUGGCCAACGAGGCUGAGCUCUGUAAGACAGUGAAGAAGAAGAGGAGGAGGAACUGCCUAGACGCCAUGAGGAAGCUGCAUGAGAUUGAGGACGAGAUCAACGAAUACAGGGUCAAGAUGGGCAAGAAGCCCACCCAGAGAGCAUCAAUAAUCAUAGCAGAUGAUGUGAACCCCGCCGAACUCAGCUCCCUGUCCGACAGCCUUACUCUGGACGAUGACGAGGAUCUGGGAGACCAGAGGCAACGGUCUCGCUCGGUGCAGUACUCUCCCCGGCCCCACCACUCAGACACCCUCAGUCUCCACUACCAGUCUGAUCGACGGGCCUCAGCUCACAACCAGCUCCAGGACCUCGGCACCAACAGCCGAUUACAUGAUGGUGAAGUCCAGGAACCGUUCCACUACAAUCACGCGGACGCCUUAUCGAGCCACAUCAGCCCUUACAAGCCUGCCUCCAGACAGCCACGUGACGCACGCAGCAUGCCUCCGACUCCACUCCUCACCCGCAAUGCCUACAGCAGUACCCAGAUCAGGUCGGAGGACGGCCCUCAGCAUUUCCGCCAGCGGAGUGGCAGUCUGGAGUCCCAGUCUCAGUUCCUGGUCGAGACCGUGCCCCCGGCGCCCGCGUCCGUCUUGGCACGCCGCAGCAACAGCACGGAGUUCCUGGACGACGGCUCAUCCUACACCAGCCAGUCCAGCGUGGAGUACUCGGCGCCCGGGAACCAUACCCACCGCCCCAGGGACCGACGGCGGGGCAGGAAGAGCAACGUCUAUGCCAACUCGGGCAGCAUGCCCAACCUGGCACAGACUGAUGCCCGCUACAAUACAUACCAGCCCCCACGGGCACCGCGACCCACCACCACGGCCUACUACGUGACGGGCUACCCCAGCUACCCAGAGCCCUACUCUAAUGGCGUCUACAUGUACCACAACGAGUUGGAGGGUCAUUACAACAUCCACCCCUCCUACAACGCCGCGCCGGCCUACCACAGACAUGAUGCGUACAGCGGUCGCUAUGGUGACGACGAGACGGACAGUAUGGCCCAGAACCCCUACGCCACGCUGAGGCCGCCCAGGAACCGCCAUGCUCCGCCCAGGACGGAACACGUGACCAGGAACAUCCAGAAGGCACUGGUGGAGGAGCACCUGAGAGGCUGGUAUCACCGCAACGCAAGCCACAAGCAGCCACAGGCCUAUGACUACAAUCAGAGGGGUUCCCAGCAGAGCCUUGGCUACCAGACCAUGCCCUACUCUUCAGUCUCGUCUCAUCAGUCCUCUACAGUAGGAGGCCGGCCCGGUCACCUGCGUGGCGGUAUGGUAGAGUACGACGUGCCCCUGCCGGUGCAGCAGCAUUACCCCUCCUAUGGCACAGCACAUUACGGCACAGCUCACCACCCCGCCUACAGCAGAUGUCCCCCAGCAGAGUAUGAGUGGAGGCGCUGUGGUAGACUGGAGCCGGGGCCAGCAUGGGCUCCGGGGUCAUUAGAGAUGUAUGACGCUGGUGCCUAUCAUGGUACUGAGUUCUGACCAGCGAAAUGAAACCGCCUAAUCAAAGGCACUGCACUAAAGAAAGGAUCCUAUGUAGAUGUGAACCAAACCGAUCCAUUCAUCGGCAGCCAAACCGAUCCAUUCAUCGGCAGCCAAACCGAUCCAUUCAUCGGCAGCCAAACCGAUCCAUUCAUCGGCAGCCAAACCGAUCCAUUCAUCGGCAGCCAAACCGAUCCAUUCAUCGGCAGCCAAACCGAUCCAUUCAUCGGCAGCCAAACCGAUCCAUUCAUCGGCAGCCAAACCGAUCCAUUCAUCGGCAGCCAAACCGAUCCAUUCAUCGGCAGCCAAACCGAUCCAUUCAUCGGCAGCCAAACCGAUCCAUUCAUCGGCAGCCAAACCGAUCCAUUCAUCGGCAGCCAAACCGAUCCAUUCAUUGGCAGCCAAACCGAUCCAUUCAUUGGCAGCCAAACCGAUCCAUUCAUUGGCAGCCAAACCGAUCCAUUCAUUGGCAGCCAAACCGAUCCAUUCAUCGGCAGCCAAACCGAUCCAUUCAUCGGCAGCCAUACAAACUGCAGCUUGGAUCCAGACGACCAGCGACUUUACUGGCACGAGGGCUCCUCCAAACCUGGAACUAUAGUCUAGCGGUCAGACCUAUCAUGAACGGUCUCAACUUCCACUUUGUGACACUUUCAUGUGCCUUGGACUGCACUUAACUGUUUUUCUGGAUGGAAGAAGGGACCCAAAGACUCAAAUAACAACACUAUGGAAUUCACACUGGGAAGGACCUAAAGUCGAUGUACAGCUGAUUUGACUUCUCCUACACGGAAUUGCCAAAGUGGGUCUAUCUGCAUACAGUCAUAGUUUCUGAAAGCAGAAUUACAACACGGUCACCUGAUCUGAAUGUUCUGUAUUGCUAGAUUCUGUGUGUGUGUUGCGCAUGGAGUUGCACUUGGUGCUGUGGCUGGUUGGAUUAGUUUGAGGGUCUGGGAUGACAGUAGGAGGAUGGAGGACAAUGAACAUGACUUGUCCUGCGUGACCAAUAUAUGGGGAAGCUGUAUGCUCACCAUUACAAUGAAGGAUCUUUCAAACAAUGACAUGUUGAAAUUUAAGGAUGGGAAUUGGAUUUUGAGUGUAAGGAUGCCAACCAAUGGCAACCUGCUGAAACAUUCUCCAGUCUAUCAGUUUCCAGAGCCCAUUCUAUGGUAGCGUUGUUCGUAGCUAUGUACAGCACUUGGCUAUUCUUUGUUGGUCAGUCUUUUUGCACCAGCCAUUUACAAGCAUUUGGACCUCGCUCAUUCUCAGCAAUUUGAUCAUCUUUACUUCCAAACGCUUCAGUCUAACGUGUCGGCUUUUAUACCGUCAAAGACCACAUUAACACUUUAUCAAUGACUGUGAUGUUAAUACUAAGUCUAUUACAGGGCUUCAUUUUGUCGAUACAAAAUUCAUUUUUGUAAUUUUUUUUAAUGCUUACUGCAUCCCAUGCUGGACUGGACUGGUGCUCUCCAUUCCUCAAGAAGGAAUUUGUAUGUCCCUGUUGAUAAUGUAAAUACAUUGUACGGUUCUGUCUGUUUUUAGAGCAUUUUCUUUUGGUAUUUUAAGAAGCAUGUAAUAUAUAGUAAACAAUCAAAUAUUAAGCUGGUUCUUAGUUAUUUGUAUAAUUGAAAUGCAUUUGAAUUAAAACAUACAUUUUGAACUAUA
Oncorhynchus kisutch (coho salmon) is the source of this 4976-nucleotide messenger RNA. Its product is annotated as FERM domain-containing protein 4B. Gene Ontology annotation, biological process: establishment of epithelial cell polarity. The record is from RefSeq and is a predicted model, not a curated record. The transcript is spliced from 24 exons. The coding region runs from base 243 to 3317 and encodes 1024 amino acids. Gene Ontology annotation, molecular function: cytoskeletal protein binding. NCBI's taxonomy places the organism in Eukaryota, Metazoa, Chordata, Actinopteri, Salmoniformes, Salmonidae. Gene Ontology annotation, cellular component: bicellular tight junction; cytoskeleton; adherens junction.